Conger conger (European conger) is the source of this 4729-nucleotide messenger RNA. It is a transcript of the gene lrig3, whose product is annotated as leucine-rich repeats and immunoglobulin-like domains 3. NCBI's taxonomy places the organism in Eukaryota, Metazoa, Chordata, Actinopteri, Anguilliformes, Congridae. Gene Ontology annotation, molecular function: protein binding. The record is from RefSeq and is a predicted model, not a curated record.
UGGGCGAGCUCGCUAUGGGGAGUCUGGCAUGUAAUCGCGGCUGCGAGAGCGAAGUGAGGUACAGGCAGAAAAAGUUUUCUGGAGUUUUUAGGCGUAGGCUACUUUAGCGAGCGUCAAAAAUGUCGGCUGCGAAGCAGCUACUACUCGACGCUGCGAAGUUGCCCAUCGUUUUUCUGCUGUUUUCCGGACUGGAAUUUACUCUUGGAGUGGGCGAAAGGGCCUGCCCGUCUCCGUGUCGGUGUGUUGGGGACCAAGUGGACUGUAGCCGGCUGAAAUUGGGGAAGAUCCCAGACAAUCUCCCUCCGUGGACCGUACAGCUGGAUCUGAGCCAUAACAGGCUGCAGUCGCUCCACGGCUCUCUGUUCACCGGACUGCGUCUGCUCAGCGAAAUAAAACUCAACAACAACGAGCUGCGCUCUGUGCCGGAGUUGGGGCCGUGCUCUACCAACGUCACUCUCCUUAGUUUGGCGAAUAACAGGAUCCCGACGAUCUCGCAGGAGCAGCUGUUGGCCUUCCACUCUCUGGAGACGCUGGACCUCAGCAACAACAACAUCGGAGAGCUGAAGGCCUCCUCCUUCCCUGUGCUCCCUUUGAGAAACCUGUUCCUGAGCAGUAACCGGAUCUCGGCGCUGGAGUCGGGCUGCUUCCAGAACCUGUCCGGCACGCUGGAGGUGCUGAGGCUGAGCCGGAACCGGCUCUCCUCCGUCCCGCCCAAGAUCUUCCAGCUGCCCAACCUCCUGCACCUGGAGCUGAACAGGAACCGCGUGAGGAGGAUCGACGGCCUGACCUUCCACGGGCUGCACUCCCUGCGCUCCCUGAAGAUGCAGAGGAACGGGCUCAGCCGACUCAUGGAUGGAGCCUUCUGGGGCCUCAGCAACAUGGAGCUCCUGCAGCUGGAGUACAACAACCUGACGGAGGUGAGCAAGGGCUGGCUCUACGGCCUGCUGACCCUGCAGUGGCUCCACCUGGGACACAACGCCAUCAGCCGCAUCCGCCCCGACGCCUGGGAGUUCUGCCCCAAGCUCGCCGAGCUGGACCUGGGCUCUAACCAGCUGGUGCGGCUGGAGGAGUCCAGCUUCGUGGGCCUCAGCCUGCUUCACCAGCUGCACAUCGGCAACAACCGGAUCAGCUUCAUCGCCGACGGAGCCUUCCGGGGCCUUGCCCACCUGCACACCCUGGAUUUAAAAAAUAAUGAAAUCUCCUGGACCGUUGAAGAUAUGAACGGGCCGUUUUCUGCACUCGACGAACUGAGGAAGCUGUUCCUUCAGGGCAAUCGGAUCCGUUCGGUCACCAAGAAGUCUUUUUCUGGCCUGGAGACACUCGAGCACCUAGAUCUGAACAACAAUGCUAUCAUGUCAAUCCAAGCGAAUGCCUUUUCUCAAAUUAAACAGCUCCAGGAACUGCGCUUGAACACGUCCAGCCUGCUGUGCGACUGCCAGCUGAAGUGGUUGCCUCCGUGGGUGGCGGAGCGCGGAUUCUCCCCCUUCAUCAACGCCAGCUGCGCCCAUCCGCUGACGCUGAAGGGGAGGAGCCUGUUCGCCGUGAGCCAGGAGGACUUUGUGUGCGACGACUUCCCGAAGCCGCGGAUCACGGUGCAGCCGGAGACGCAGGCGGCGCUGCGGGGCUCCAACGUGACGCUGGUCUGCUCGGCGGCCAGCUCCAGCGACUCGCCCAUGACGUUCGCCUGGAAGAAGGACAACGAGGCGCUGGGCGCCGGCGCGGGCGAGGUGCUGAACCAGGCGCACAUGCGCGCCCUGCCCGGCCACGUCACCGAGUACACCACCACCCUGCGGCUGCCGCACGUCGACUUCGCCAGCGAGGGCCGCUACCAGUGCGUCAUCUCAAACCACUUCGGCUCGUCCUACUCCGCCAAGGCCAAGCUCACCGUCAACAUGCUCCCGUCCUUCACCAAGAUGCCGAUGGACCUGACGGUGCGGGCGGGGGCCACGGCGCGGCUGGAUUGCGCGGCGGGGGGCCACCCGUCCCCGCAGAUCGCCUGGCAGAAGGACGGCGGCACGGACUUCCCCGCCGCGCGGGAGCGCCGCAUGCACGUGAUGCCGGAGGACGACGUGUUCUUCAUCGUGGACGUGCAGACGGAGGACGUGGGCGUCUACAGCUGCACGGCCCAGAACGGCGCCGGGGCCAUCUCCGCCAACGCCACGCUCACCGUGCUGGAAACCCCCUCGUUCCUGCGGCCGCUGACGGACCGCACGGUGGCGCGAGGCGAGACGGCGGUGCUGCAGUGCAUCGCGGGCGGGAGCCCGGCGCCCCGGCUCAACUGGACCAAGGACGACAGCCCGCUGGCCGCCACCGAGCGCCACUUCUUCGCCGCCGCCAACCAGCUGCUGAUCAUCGUGGAGGCGUCCGAGGGCGACGCGGGCCGCUACACCUGCGAGAUGUCCAACCCGCUGGGCACGGCGCGCGGAGACGUGCGCCUGGCCGUGCUGCCGGGCCCCAACUGCGAGCCGGGCCAGGCCGGGGGCCCCGCGCCGGGGGCCGGGGCCGGGGCGGGGCCGGAGGGCGACGGUUGGACCACGGUGGGCAUCGUGGUGAUCGCCGUGGUGUGCUGCGUGGUGGGCACCUCGCUGGUGUGGGUGGUCAUCAUCUACCACACGCGGCGCCGCAACGAGGACUGCAGCGUCACCAACACGGACGAGACGAACCUGCCCCCGGACAUCCCCAGCUACCUGUCGUCUCAGGGCACGCUGGCCGACCGCCAGGACGCCUACGUCCCCUCAGAGAGCGGCAGCGGCAGCCACCAGUUCAUGUCCUCGUCCCUCAGCGGAUUCUACCUGCAGCAGAAGGACCUGGGAGGGCUGUGUCAGCUGGACACCGGCAGUGAAGCCGACAUGGAGGCCGCCAUCGACCCGCUCCUCUGCCAUUACCAAGGGCCCAUCGGGUCCCUGCUGAGGAGAGGCAACCUCUACGCCCCGGAACCUUCUGAGGGCUUUCCCGACCUGCGGGGCCCGUUCCCCCCCGCCUCCCACGGCAGCUCCAGGAGGAGGGAGCUCUGCGGGGCGGCAGGUCAGGACGCUCUCCACCCGCCGGCCCCCGUCGCCUGCUCCGGCCCCCAGGGGCCGCUGCACCUCCCGGGCCAGGACCGCGAGCGCCUCCCCUCCAGCGCCUGCAUGGGGACUUUUGGGAAGAUCCCGUGGAGGCCGGCCCAGGAGCUGUGCGACCCGGUCCGGCUGCACCAGAACCCCUACGCGGCAGCGGACGCCGACUCGGACCGCGACUCCGUCCCUCAGGACCCGGGCAGCGACCCCGGCACGGGCGUCUACGAGCUGCCCGACUGCAGCCUCGGGGCGUCCGGCCGCCCGCCCGGUCGGAGGAGCACGUAGCCGGACGCGUGCCGCGGGCAAAAUGGACGCCGCUUCGCGUCCUCGUUUAAAGUGACUAAAAAAGGAGAGAACUACCUCGGUUCCGGACGCUAUUUUUUUCGUGGGAAGAUUUGAAUGUAACUGAAUCGCGUCGACGGAAAUGCGGACAGCCGGGGCUUGGAAGCCCGACCGUUCUGCGGAACAGGAAUGCGGGGGAAAUGACUUGAGUGCAAGAAGUUGACAAAUCCGUACGUUUUUUUAUUUUAUUUUAUAUACAAAGUAUAUUAUAUUUUGUAAAUGAAGUGUAAAUAGAAUCCAUUAUUUUUGCUUACGGUUUCCUUAAAAGACAUUUUACCUUGUGUUGAAAAUAGCUUUUUCAACACAAGGUUUCUAUCCCGUUCCUCAGUCAUAAGCUUUUGAUACAAGUUAAGCACCCUUUGCACAUAUACGCAAUAACAGGCCUUUCCGUGUGCAAUAAAAAGGCCAUUUCUGAACAUGCCAUGACUUUUGUUUUCUGGCUGCUCACUGUACCCGUAUGCAAACUUUUUAGCCCCAUGAAAGGACCAUGUCUGUCUGUCGCGAGGUCCCACUUCCCUGCCCGAAAACGGUAUUGGAAUGCUGACUUCCCCCCUCCGAUGGGGUCCUGCUCUCUCUCCUUUACCGGGGUCCCACCACAGGAACGGGGGGAGGGGGGGGGUCGGUCAUUGGCAGUUUUAGCGCUGUUUAUUUACACAGGCCCUGACAGAGGCUGCACUGUAAACCCCCACCCCUCCCAGGACCAGAGGCGUUCGUCAAACAAGCACCCGGCUCUUUUGGCCUCACUGCGCCCUCCUGCCUCUGCAGCUGAUGAAAGCUUGAAGAAAAAGAGGAGCCAUUUUGUUUCAUGUGUUGUGUUCGUUUGGUGUAGCUAAGGGAGAGAUCUGGGCUUGAGUCAGCCCCUUUUACUGGGAUGCUGGAUUGGUGAUUUUUCCUGCCUGCGGAGGAGCUCCUGCCUGCGGAGGAUGCGUCAUUAGCACAUGACUGUGCUGCCGGCCAAUCAGGAUUGGACGGUUUACAGGAAGCUCCACGGCUUCACACUCUUGGCUCUGCAGGCCUCUCGAGGCCCUUUCUCCAGGUUCCGGGUGCUCUCCAACAACUGAACCGAGACCCGCUUACCUACAGCCUGUGCGUGCCUCGACCGCUUUACAUCAGAGUUCAGUCCCGAUUGUGCCACGCCGCCCCGGAAACUUCCAGAUGAAGGACAAUGCGAGGAGUCGUUAAGUCUAAGCAGGGGCCAGGCUGGAGCUUUCCCAACCCCGUCCAGCUGCUGAACACAUUUCUUUCUUUGUUUUAUUCUUUUGAACAAAUCGGCCUCGUUUUUCUGUUGCUGCAGUAUGUGCGUUGAUAAAAUAAAAAGGGGUGUUUCCUCA